Molecule: messenger RNA, 3414 nt
Organism: Prorocentrum cordatum
Lineage: Eukaryota; Dinophyceae; Prorocentrales; Prorocentraceae
Source: the annotation of a GenBank genome assembly
AUGGCGCGGCCCUCGCGGGGUGGCGGCAGCGGAGGCAGGCGCAGCAGGACGUACUGGAUGUGCAGCUGCGGCGGAUGGAACUGGGACUGGCGCACCACGUGCAUUGGCUGCGGGUAUGCGGCCCCGCCCUGGGCGCUGGGUGCUGCUGCCAAGGCCCAGCCCCAGGCAGACAAGGACGGCUGGGUAGAUCAGCCGCGCGGGCGCUGUGCCCAGCGGCAGGCCCGCAGUGCGGCUACGAGUGCUUCAACCUCCAAGUCGCAGACCUCGGCAUCGGGCGCCAGUGGGACGCCCAGCGGCAGCGGCGCCACGGCGAUCGAGAGGCUGCAAGUGGCGGUCGAGCAGCUGGAGGCGCCGCAGGCGGAGCCGCCCGACGGAGUCGACUGUUGCUUCACCGACGUCGUCGCUAGCCAGCUGGAGGCCAAGCGCGCCGAGCUGGCAGAGGCCCAGCGAGCCGCAGCGGAGCAAAAGGCGUCCUCCAUGCCGCUGUCGACGAUGCCCCACAAGGAGGCGAACGCCACCAGCAAGGCGGAGAAGCGCCUCCGAGCAGCGCGCCAGAGCCUGGAGCAGAAGCAAGAGGCUCGUAGACUCGUCGAGGCCCAGCUGCAGAAGGCCCAGGAGGAGCUGGCGCAGCUCGACGCGGAGGUGGAGGAGGCCAGCCGUGCGCUCCACGCCCUCGAGGAGGAGGCCAGAGUGGAGGCCGCGGCGCAGCUGCGCCAGCGCGCGGCCGAGUGGGCAGGGGCCAGCCAGGUCCCAGGGCUCUUCAUGCAGCUGGACGAGCUACCCGAGGCCUGGGGCUCCAGCAACUUCGAGGUGGCGUGGGCGGCCAUUCGCUCCCAGGUGGAGGCAGUGCGUGCGCAGCUUGCCGAGGCCCCCUCGUGCCACGUGGGCGAGAUCAGCAGCGAGGGCGGCGACCACGCAGGAGGCUGCAGGCCCUGGCAGCCGCAGUGCGCCGCGGAGCGUGGCCAGGCCGAGCGACGCGGCGGCGCCCGCGGUGAGUGGCCGACGGUCGCCCAGGCGUGCAAGCGGGAGCUGGCGGCCGAGGCUGAGGACCUGGCCCCUCUGGCUGCUCGCCCUGCUCGCCGCGCCGCUGGGAGUCGCGGCGGAGGCGAGAGGCCGCAGCUGGCUUGCGCGCAGCAGGAGGGCGGCGGUGCCGAACCGGCCCGCUUCGGAGCCGCGCGGCCCCUCGACCUCGGGAGUGCACAAGCCCCGCCGGCGCCGGGCCACGCUGGGACGGCAGCUCAGGAUGACCGUUGCGGACUGGAGGAGUAUGGGGCCAACGGCAACGCAUGGUGGUGGAGCCUGGAGGGGGCCGAGGCCUCGGGCGCGCGCAGCGGGGCCCCGCCGCGCCUUGUAGGGCACCAGGGGGCCCGCCUGGCUUCGCACCGCUUGGAGGAGGCCAGAGGAGCAGCGCGGCGCAUGGGCUCUACGGCGUUCCUCCACGCGUCGGCGCCCACGGACAAGGAGGGCCAGCUGGCGAACUCUGGCGGCGUCGCAGGCUGGAGGCUGGGCUGGUGCGGAGUCACAGCGUCAGGCCUGCGGCUGCUGGCGUGCUCGCUGGGGCCCAAGGGCUUCGACCUCGACAGCCUCGCUGCCUUCGGCGACGCGGUGCUCUACCAGAGACCGCGGUUCAUUCCCGUCGUGGGCCUGGCCACCGGGACGUUCAGGACCAACGGGGCAGGUUUGGCGGGGUGUGCGAGUGGCCUCACUGUAGCCAAGCCGCCUGGGCGGGCUGCCCUCCGCGCAGCCCCUGCGGGCGACAGGCCGCUGGGUGUGGCUUGCUACGACGACGGCGACAUCGCGCUGCAGGCCGUGGGCACGGGGCAGCUGGUGGCCGCGUGGUUCGGCAGAGCAGGGCUGGAAGUGGCGCGCCGCCUCCGCGGUCAGCACCUGCCCCUCAGUGCUGCCAAGACGUCCUUCCUCGCUCCGAGCCCCUGCCCAGGACGCCAGCUCGGGGCGUGCGGGAAGUCGCAAGGCUGGGCCCUCGGCGAGACCUUGCAGGCCAGGAACCUCGGCUGGGACCCCGCCGGCCCGAGGCUGGGCCCGUUCCACGAGGCUGGGCCCGCGGCCAGCCGGGUGAGCGGGCGCACGGUCACGGGCAACGCGGACUGCGAGCUGCACGGUUGGCUGACCCGUGCGUGGAUCGACUGGCACUUCAAGUCCGAGCGGUACAUGGUCGCGGACCUCGGCGUCGAGCUCGACCUCAUGCACCACGGGCCCCUGGAGCUGGGCUGGGAGGCGGGCCCAGGCGCUCGAAGUGCAUCCCUUCGUCACGAGACGCGGAAGUUCAGCCUCGACACCUACCUGCUGGGGGCCUGCAUCUCCAACCCGCGCUGGACGCAGGCCAGGCUCCUCGAUGCGCGGGAGCAGGGGCAAACACGCUGCUGUUGCCGCGGGCCAUCCGAUGAGAAGCUCGACGGCAAGCUGUACCUCGACGGCGCGACGCUCGAGCCGCUGUUCGGCUCCCUGUGCUGGGAGGGCGGAGCCAUAGAGCACCGCGACGGCGACGGCAACCUGGUGGCAGAGGUCUACGGCGCAGUCGGGAGCGACCGCUGCCCGCAGCGGGCGGCCAAGGACGGCGAGGACGUAGCGGCCUGGAUGCUCGCCACCCUCGCAAGGCCAGCAGUGGAGGGGGUCAGCAUCGACUGCUCGUGGCAUGCAGUGCUCGACGGGCGCCUGGCGGAGGCCCAGAGGCGCGGCGACGAGCGCGCCGACCGCCUUGCAGUGAGGAUGGCCCAGAUGCAUGCAGUGGGCAAGGUGACCGUUGGCGGGUGCCAGGCGCAGGCGGGGUUCGUGCAGGUACUCGGGCGCUGGAUCUGGUGUGCCGUCAUCCUCGGGCAAGGCAUUGAGGCCAGGGACGGCGAAGGGCUCCCUCAUGCUGCCGAGCGGCGCCAGGCGCGUGUCGCUGACGCCGAGAGGUCCCAGGCGGCGGAGGGGGCCAAGGGCGGGGGGCCGUCGGCCGAGCGGCCGCGCCUGGAGAGCGCCCGGUCGACAGGCAACAGCUCGGCAGCCCUUUCGGCCAGUGCAGUAGCCUUCAGCAUCCUGGGACAUGCCCUGUCCUACGCCUGCGCUGGAGAUGGUGAGGGCACCCAGGAGCUCGUGGCGUGCUCCAAGUGUGGCGCCUACAUGACGCUGGGCGGCCGCUCAGGGGUGAAGCCUCGCCUCAAGGAGCGGUGCCCAGGCGACGAGACCGACAGGGACGGCAGGAACCAGCGCAGCCUGUGGCUACGAGGACUCCAUCCUGGUGGCAGGCCGCCCAAGCGGCGCCCAGCUGCGGCGAGCGUGGAGAACCUCGGCGAGUUCGGGGUCGCCGAUGUGGGGAUCGCCGCCGCGGCUGGCUCUGAGGGCGGAGCCUUGGAAGGCCGCAGGGUACGCCGCCGUGUGGCGCACCGUGGCGGCCUGUCCGUGGCUGGGUGA